AUGAUGGAUGCCGAUGGGAUCGAUAUCGAUGAUAACGAUGACGACGAUGCUGGCAUAUUCAUAAUCGCCGAUGACCGCCAAAGUGAGGACGAUGACACCCUCACUGGUGAAGACAACGUUCUUUCAGCAGUGCACACGAAGCGCACUGCUGUUGACAAGGAUGAAACAGCAGAAGAAUACUGCUGA
Messenger RNA from Peronospora matthiolae, 186 nucleotides. Lineage: Eukaryota; Oomycota; Peronosporomycetes; Peronosporales; Peronosporaceae. The record is from the annotation of a GenBank genome assembly.